Molecule: messenger RNA, 2801 nt
Organism: Truncatella angustata
Lineage: Eukaryota; Fungi; Ascomycota; Sordariomycetes; Amphisphaeriales; Sporocadaceae
Product: glycoside hydrolase superfamily
Exons: 8
Coding region: 410-2758 (782 amino acids)
Biological process (GO): glucan catabolic process
Molecular function (GO): beta-glucosidase activity
Source: RefSeq, a predicted model, not a curated record
GGAAAAAUCAACUGCCUUGACAGAAUAAAUUGCCCGUCGGUUAUGAGAACGUUGACUAGAGGAUAUCCGGGCCUGUCUCCCCUACCAUGACUACGUAAACUGGCCCAGCAAUCUGUACCCUCGCAUGCAGGAAAGAUCGAACGAAUCUAAGCGAUGCUGGCAUCGCUAAUACUUCGCAGAAAUGUGCAAUUUCAAGGUACAGGUAGUCUUGGUGCAUGAUAGAUGCGGAGUAAAGCCUCGCUUCCGGAACUGACGUUGUAUCUGGGGGGCACUAUCCAGAUGUCCAGGGUUGUGAUCGACGACGUAUUUGAUGCACUGCAUCCCCUCACGAGUGACACGGAAGCUAUGGACUGUGACUCUAGGUAGCUCCGCAAAAGUCCGUUCCAUCUCACAGUAAAAUUGUGUGAAGAUGCUGCGCUCAUUGUCCUUUUCCAUCUCGCUGUUCCUGGCGCAGGCGUAUGCCCAGUACAGCACUGGCAAUGGCACGUCUAGCAACGGGACUCAGCCUCUGUACAAGGACGCAAGUGCCUCGAUCGACGACAGAGUCGAAGACCUCCUGUCUCGCAUGACCAUCGAGGAGAAGACCUCCCAAUUGGUUCAAGGCGACAUCCGCAACUGGCUCAACAUCACCGACGGAAGCUUCAACGAGACGGGUCUGGAAUGGAGCACGCAAUACCGUGGUGGCUCCUACUAUGUAGGAGUGCCCAUCUCCUGGGAUUUGCUUAGCGACAACAUCAAGAUCGGCCAGGAUUAUUCGACAUAUAACACUAGGCUCGGAAUUCCUCCUUGGGUACAGAGCGAGGCCAUCCACGGGUUCCUGAUCCCCAACGCAACGAUCUUCAACUCGCCCAUCGCCUACGCCUGCUCGUUCAACCCCGAACUAGUGGAAAAGAUGGCGGGCGCCAUCGCACAAGAGGCUUUGACACUGGGAGUGAACCAGCUCUUUGCUCCGUUGGCCGAUCUUGCACGCGAGCUGCGUUUUGGCCGAGUCGAAGAGACCUUUGGAGAGGACCCUCAUCUAACGGGAGAGAUUGCUUACUCGUACGUCAAGGGACUCCAGGCCGGAGGAGUUGCAGCUAUGGUCAAGCACUUCGCUGCGUUUGCGACACCCGAACAGGGUAUCAACACCGGACCCGUGCACGGUGGAAAGCGCGAGCUUCUUACCACCUACCUACCCUCGUUUAAGCGAGCAAUCAUCGAUGCCGAGGCGUUGUCGAUUAUGAGUGCUUACCACUCUUACGAUGGAGUACCCGCUGUUGCCGAUAAGUACAUACUCACGGAUAUCCUCAGAGAUUCAUGGGGCUAUAAAUACUUUGUUAUGAGUGAUGCCGGUGGUACUGAUCGUCUUUGCAACGCAUUCUUCAUGUGCGAGAGCAGCCCAAUUGACUCCGAAGCCGUUGUGAACUACGCACUGCCCGCUGGCAACGAUGUUGAGAUGGGUGGUGGCUCCUGGAACUUCGAGAAGAUUCCUGAGAUGGUUGCGUCUGGCAAGCUCUCUGUCGACAUUGUCGAUGAGGCCGUUCGAAGAACACUCCGUGCAAAGUUCAAGAUUGGCCUCUUCGAGAGACCCUACGCGGGUGUUUCGGCCGAUGAGCAGUCCAAGUACAUCAACACGCCCGAGAGCGUUGCCCUCGCUCGUCAACUCGAUGCCGAGUCUAUCGUUCUCCUCGAGAACCACGAGUCUGUCCUUCCACUGAGUAAGGAAGCCAACAUUGCUGUGAUCGGACCUAUGGGACACGGCUACAUGAACUAUGGUGAUUACGUGCCCUACCAGGCCUCCCUCAGGGGUGUUACACCUUACGAUGGUAUCAAGGCGGCGAGCUCGGGAACCGUUACUUUCACCCAGGGGUGUGUGCGCUGGUCUCCCGACGAGUCUGGCUUCGAUGAAGCGGUUGCUGCCGCGGAGGCAGCAGACGUGGCGGUCGUCGUUGUUGGCACUUGGUCACGAGACCAGAAUGAGCUCUGGGCCGGCCUCAACGCCACCACUGGUGAGCACAUUGACGUGAACGACUUGCACCUUGUUGGUGCCAUGCCCGGGCUCGUCAAGGCCAUCAUAGACACCGGGAAGCCAACUGUUGUCGUCUUCAGCUCUGGAAAGCCUGUGACCGAGCCGUGGAUCAGCGAAGAGGCCGCCGCCUUGGUGCAGCAGUUCUAUCCCUCGGAGCAAGGAGGCAACGCGCUUGCCGACGUGCUCUUCGGAGACCACAACCCUUCGGGAAAGCUCUCGGUUGGUUUCCCUGUCGACAUUGGUAACGCCCCUGUGUUCUAUGACUACCUGAACUCUGGUCGCGCCUGGCCCAACCCCGGUGAAGUUUACGCCAACGGAACCAUGAAAUUCGGAAGCAACUAUGUCCUGUCGACGCCCAUCCCGCUCUAUGAAUUUGGAUAUGGUCUCUCCUACAGCACUUUCGACUACUCUGAUGUUACACUGUCGCAAUCUACUGCCUCUGCAAGCGACACCGUUACCGUCUCUGUAGACGUAACGAACAACUCGACACUGGAUGGCACCGAGGUCGUGCAGCUGUAUGUCAAGGACUUGAUUGCCUCGGUUGUGGUGCCCAACAUCCAGCUCAAGGGCUUCGCCAAGGUUGCCAUCGCCGCCGGUGCCACCGAGACCGUCUCCUUCGAACUCAAGGUUGCAGACCUUGGAGUCUGGAACCUGACCUACGACUAUGUGGUCGAGCCAGGUAACUUCACGGUGUUUGCGGGAAGCUCGAGCGCCGACUUGAGGUCUAACACUACUCUCACUGUUGCUUAGAUAUCUUCGUGCUUGGGGAAAAUAGACAAUAUUAUAAGCAAUA